AUGUUCCCUAGUAAAUUGUAUGAUUUACAAUUAACUCCAUCUCUGAAUAAGUUUAAUUCUGAUUUCGAAAGUGCUCGAAUGAUAGAGUCAUUCAGACAACUAUUAAUUUAGGACGAUAAGGAAAUACUCACAUCAGCUAUGGAUCUCAUGAAAGCAAUUUCAUAUUCACUUUACGGCACAUGGUUUUAUUGGAAAGUAUUGACUGAAAUUUGUAAAGGCGAUGAUCUCAACAUAAUAAGUUAACAAUUGGAGAGAAAAAUCAUUAUUUAUGAUAUUUGUGAAAUUGAAGAUUUGAAAUGUCAAGUGAUUAAUUUUGGAUACAAGAAACGCAUAUAUUUGGCUCGAUAUUUAAAUUACUUUUAUGUGGUGGGCAAAAAGGGCACAUCUGAAAAGCAUAAACUUAUCAAGGAUAUUUUAAUGGAUGUUAUCAAUGAAAUUAUAGGGUUACCUAUCAGAAGACAUAAAAGAUCUUACUCAGAUGCUUUUAAGUACUUCUCUGAUCAAAAGGACAAUCGAACCAAUAAAUUGAACAUUAAAAAUGUGCCAUUAUCACCCUCCAAUAUAUCUCGCACCAGUUUACAAAUGCAAUUGUUGGAUGAAAUAAAUCAAGAGAGUGACUCUCUUCUUAAGGAAUGCAACUCAUUGAUUAAUUCCCCAAAUCCUUAGAAUGACCUUUUACAAUCACUCAAUUUAAAUUUGCAAGAAGGUACUAACAUAUUGUCGAAUAUAAGAUAUUUUGGAACCUUAAAGUUUUAUGACGAAGCAAGAUCUUAUGGCUUCAUAAUUAUGGACAUGGAUGGAAGUGAUUUGUUUGUUCAUUGUGAUGAUCUCACUAAAGCAGGCAUGACUAAGGAUUUCUUAAGAACUGCCAAACAUGGUAAUAUCAUUAGGUUUUCAUUUCUUAUUCUUGAAUACUUUGGAAAGUACAACAAAAGCAGAAAAGCAGUAGACUUAUAGUUUAUUCAAGGACAACCUUAUUUCAUGUGA
Messenger RNA from Paramecium tetraurelia, 987 nucleotides. RefSeq lists its product as uncharacterized. The record is from RefSeq and is a predicted model, not a curated record. The transcript has 3 exons. Lineage: Eukaryota; Ciliophora; Oligohymenophorea; Peniculida; Parameciidae. Gene Ontology annotation, molecular function: nucleic acid binding.